CAAUUCGAAACAAGUGCGCACUCGUGUCGACUCUUGGUGCAAUCUCGCUCUAUUCGAAUAUAUAGGAUAGUGUUUUGACGCGCAUAGAAAUGGCGGAUGCUAUAUUUAUCACGCAUUUUCUGCUGUUAUUGAUAUCUAAAUUAUGUUCAGCCGAACGAGACAUUGCGCUGCAGGAUCAAGAUAUCUCUCUUGAUAAUGAGAACUCGGAUUUACCUCAGCCAUUAGAUCAUAGUCUUGGCAGCAACGUGGUCAGCCAGAAACGUUUCAAGUGCUUCGUAUGUGAAGAACUCGAGUGUCCAUCGUCCAACAUCUGUGACGAUGCAGUCACUUGCUGGAAAUCCAGGGUGAGAGAGAUUGACGGUACGGAAUAUGUUAGUCGCGGCUGUUACGCAUCAGAAGAGCACAAAUUAUUUUUAUGUAAUAAGGAUGACAGCCAAACUGAGGAUCGUAAAGAGAGACAGGCCAGGGGAUUAUUGAAUGGUGUUCAAUAUUCCGUGGAAUGUUGUCAAGGAGACUUUUGUAAUGCCGGACCAUACCCUGUAUUACAAGAUUAUUCGACUGAUGUCGAUGAGGAAAAUUAUGUAGUCAAAUUAACGUUUGCAAUCCUUGGUCCGAUGAUUGGCUUGACGAUUCUUGGAGGAAUUCUGUUCUGCGUAGUGGCGCACCGAACACGAAGAAAGCGGCCGAUAGCGCCUCGUCGGAAUAAGCUUAUCUUAGACUCGGAGAUUGAACCUUCCAUGUUACACUUUUCGUUCUCCUCACCUACGUCGUCCGCCACCUACCAUCCACAUGAGCUUCGAGCGACGGCCGCCGGCGACAGUACGCUCAAAGAGUAUUUGGAUGGUCGAAGUUUGACUAGCGGGUCUGGAUCUGGGUUGCCUUUACUAGUGCAAAGAACUCUAGCGAAGCAGGUGACCUUGGUGGAAUGCCUUGGUAACUGUAGUAGCGGAGGAUUUGGCGGAGAGGUGUGGAGAGGAGUUUGGCACGGCGAGAAUGUAGCUGUAAAAAUUUAUUUCUCACGGGACGAAGCUGCGUGGGCUCGAGAGACCGAAGUUUACUCUCAACUGUUACCGUCCAGACAUGAUAAUAUCCUAGGAUACAUCGGCAGCGAUAUGACUAGCAGAGCCAGCUGCACGCAGCUGUGGCUGGUGACGCAGUACCAUCCACUCGGCUCGCUUUUCGAUCAUCUCAAUCGCUCGCCGCACCCGUUGACGCCUCAUCAAACGCUAAAUAUUUGCCUGAGCAUCGCCAACGGUUUGCUCUAUCUGCACACGGAAAUUCACGGCACUAGGGGAAAGCCGGCCAUGGCUCACCGUAAUCUUAAGUCGAAGAAUAUUCUCGUCAAGACCAACGGUGGUUGCGUGAUCGCCGAUUUUGCGCUAGCGGUUACGCAGGAUCGUCUUACAGCGGACAGAGUUGACUUGCGACAAGGGACGAAGCGUUACAUGAGCCCGGAAAUCCUUGAGCAAUCAGUCAACGUCGAGUGUUUGGAGAGCUUCAGACGGGCCGAUAUCUACAGUCUAGGAUUAAUACUGUGGGAGGUGUGCCGGAGAUGUAUAAGUAACGGCGUAGCCUUAGAGUACGCGAUGCCAUACAGCGAAUGGCUGCCAAGCAGUAAUCAAGAACCCUCCAUGGAAGAAGUGCGUAAAUUGGUCUUGCUCGACCAGCGAAGGCCGCCACUACCUAAUAGGUGGCACUCUGAUCCGACGUUGGCCGGAAUGGGAAAAUUAAUGCGGGAGUGUUGGCAUGGAAAACCAGCAGCCAGAUUGCCCAUUCUUAGGGUAAAGAAGACACUCGUUAAAUUAGCAGCUAAUGAUUCUCGUGUUCAUUUACCUCUUGACUGACCAGUGUUCAUUUUACUGAGCCCUUUUUCAUCCACGUAUUUAUUACUGUUGCUGCAUCAGCCUGUCAUGUAUAUCAUCAGUUCGUUCAUCGUCAUCAACCUUCCCGCAUUAUCGGAUUGUUAUAUCAAGAAGAUAAAGGAAUAUCGUAUAUUGACAUAUCGAAGUAACAAUGUUAAUAAGUUCGUUAAUGUUUGGCACGUCGAUUUUGUUACCUUACUUUGUAUUACUGUUAUCAUUCUGAAACGAUGAUAUUGAGUUUCAGCGUCAACAAUCAAAUGGAUAAGUAAGAAUAAUAUUCUAUAUUAUAUGCGAGCGACUGUUUAAUUCUAUACGCGAACGACUGUUUAACUUUAUUUGUUAAAGCGAACAAUAUUGUAGAAAUGUAAUUAAUUCUGUUUGUAGUUUGUACGAAUAAUAUAGCGAUACCAUUUUUUUAAUUACGAUUAAUAUUAAUGAUAAACAUUUCAUACACAUAAUAUGCCAUACAUAUGCAUGAACAUAAUCUUUAGUUUAUAACAAAGAAUGUAAGAUUAUUAUUUUCAGUAAAAAUCUCUUUUA
This is a messenger RNA of Ooceraea biroi (clonal raider ant), 2402 nucleotides long. RefSeq names its product type I BMP receptor saxophone (gene sax). Gene Ontology annotation, molecular function: transmembrane receptor protein serine/threonine kinase activity; ATP binding; metal ion binding. Gene Ontology annotation, cellular component: BMP receptor complex; plasma membrane. The record is from RefSeq and is a predicted model, not a curated record. NCBI's taxonomy places the organism in Eukaryota, Metazoa, Arthropoda, Insecta, Hymenoptera, Formicidae. Gene Ontology annotation, biological process: protein phosphorylation; cell surface receptor protein serine/threonine kinase signaling pathway; cellular response to growth factor stimulus.